Clunio marinus is the source of this 1086-nucleotide messenger RNA. The record is from the annotation of a GenBank genome assembly. Lineage: Eukaryota; Metazoa; Arthropoda; Insecta; Diptera; Chironomidae.
AUUUUUGUUGUUCUUUAAGACUUACUUUAUUCAUUUCAAUUGCCACACCGCGAAAAUGAUGGACUUCCAUAUUGCAAAGCAAUCUUAACACAGAUACAAUCAAGAAAUCUAUUGGAAAACUGCGUUUGAAAAAUCAGAAGGUUGAAUUCUUUAUAAAUUGAUGUAAAACUUUGAAAAGAUUUUCAGAGUGUUGUUGGCAUUAGUGGCGUUGAGUUUAGUGAAAAUAAGUUUCGGUGAUGAUGAAAAGAAUUGCAUUAUGUUUCGCUGUCUUUAUCAAAUUAUGUAACUGUGACUUGACUGAGAAACCCGAAUGGUUGAAGAGUUGCCAAUUUAAAGAUCCCGACUUCACCAAAUGUUCAACAAUCGGUGUGCAAGCUUUAUUUGAUAAUCUUGUAAAAGGACUUGAAGGCAUCGAAGGACUUCAAUCGAUCGAUCCUAUGAGAAUUGAUAGAGUGGGAAUUCUACAAGGUGAAGGCCCAGUUAGUGUCAACGCAAGUAUCUCAAAAGUCAAAAUUACUGGCAUUUCAAAGGUUAAAGUCAUAGAGAAUCAGGUCAGCAGUAAAGAUUACAGUUGGAUCACAAUCGUGAAACUUCCUAAAAUGAGAUUGGAGGGAAACUACCACAUGAUGGGGCGGAUUCUCGUAAUUCCGCUCAACGGUCGUGGUAAAUGCUGGUUUGAGCCAUCCAACAUGGAUAUAAAGUUUUACACAAAAACAAGACUUUAUGCGAAAAAUGAUCAUACGUUUUAUAAUGUGACAGGAUGUCGUGUUCAUUUCAACAUGGAAGGUCUUAAAUUAAGAAUGGAUAAUCUUUUCGAAGGUGUAAAAGUUCUCGAGGAUUCUACAAAUCUAUACCUGAAUGAAAAUUGGCGGCCAGUAAGUGAAGCAUUGAAACCAAUCAUUUCAAAAAACAUUGAAGAAAUUUUACUUGGCAUUAUGAGCAAAAUUUUCCAUCAAAUUCCUGGCGACUUUUUCAUCAGUGAUUUGCCAAAACCAAAUGAACUUAAACAAGCCAAUUAAUCUUUUUAUACAUUUAAUGAAACAUGAAUUUGUUCAUCUAGGUAAUAAAAGUUAAUUAUAAUCUGAA